Messenger RNA from Symbiodinium sp. CCMP2592, 1136 nucleotides. NCBI's taxonomy places the organism in Eukaryota, Dinophyceae, Suessiales, Symbiodiniaceae. The record is from the annotation of a GenBank genome assembly.
AUGUCCCUCGUGGUCGUUGGCAUUACCAGCUCCUUUGCGGUGAUUGCCCAUGCCUGGGCUGGCAACGUCGACUGGAAGGUGGGUGGCAUCUUCGGCAUCGCCGGGAUGGCCGGGGCGUAUGUGGGAGGGAUCCUGGCCGGGUUUGUGCCCGAGCAUGUCUUGCUCUGCCUCUUCGCGCUCAUGACCCUGGCAACGGCGAUAGCAAUGCUUUACAAGGACAGCAGAAGUCCUCCGUCUGCAUAUCAGCCCAUCGCAAACGACUCUAACGAGGAAGCGCAGCUAAGCAAAGGCGAGAAGGAUUCGGACAACUCGGAUGCCGAGAAUUUCGUCAAGUUGGAAGACUUGCCUUUGUGGCACAUCGUCGUGGAAGGUUUUGUGGUGGGCCUCGUCACGGGGAUGGUUGGUGCCGGUGGUGGCUUCCUGGUAGUGCCUGCCUUGACCCUCAUGGCCGGUCUACCCAUGUCAUCUGCGAUUGGCACAUCCCUGAUGGUAAUCGCGAUGAAGUGCCUUGCUGGCUACAUUGGCCAUGCCAGUCAUGUGGCUAUCGAUGUGAAACUGACUUUGAUCGUCUCUGCGAGCGCCGUUCUCGGAAGCUUCCUGGGAGGCUAUCUGACUGAGUUCCUGGCGCCAAGCGUGCUGCGUAAGUCCUUUGCGAUUUUCGUGCUGACUAUCGGCUGCCUGCAGCUGUGGAAGGAAUCCAGCUGCUCCUUGAGGGCCACGAAGACGUGGUCAGGGAGUUUGGCAAACAUGGCCAGAGAUCAGCACGACCUGAACGGCCGUGAAGAUGCCAAAUAUGAUAGCGAUCCCCAUCUGACAGGCCUCCGCCUCUUCCGCCCGGCCAUGGCUCCCUGGGGCCCCAUGCCGCCGAUCUGCCUCGACCGCAACGGUUUUCCGAGCUACGAUGCCGAGGAAGCCGAGAGGCAGCUAAGAAGAGCCGAGAAGGCCGCCAAGAAGGAGGAGCAGAGGAGGCGUAAGGAGGAAGAUGAAAGAGAGAAGCAGAAGGUCUGGGAGGACCAUCCUGCUCGUAUGGCGCAGAAGCCGGUCUCCCGAGUUCCGGAGCACUCCAGAUCGAGGUCAGCUGAGGGAUCUCGUCCUCGGAAGGCCGCUGAAGCAGAAAAGCGCCGGAAACGCUCCAG